Bombina bombina (fire-bellied toad) is the source of this 3151-nucleotide messenger RNA. Its product is annotated as oocyte zinc finger protein XlCOF6-like. The coding region runs from base 149 to 2353 and encodes 734 amino acids. The record is from RefSeq and is a predicted model, not a curated record. The transcript is spliced from 3 exons. Lineage: Eukaryota; Metazoa; Chordata; Amphibia; Anura; Bombinatoridae.
GAGUGGAGCUCCAGUCUGCAGCUAGACCCUUCUCUGUACAGCUGCAGCCGGACACGGCCAGAGCACUGAGAGAUAUCAGGUAUUGAUGUAACUGGAGUAAAUAAGGGAACCUUCUUCCUGAGCACAGACAUUGGAGCCUGUUAUCAUCAUGAACUCAUAUGUGUUAUAUAAUCACUUGAAUAGUUCAUACCCAUCCUUCACUACAGGAAGCAUCAGAAUGAUACCACAAACUCCAAUAGUCUUAGACACUAAUGACUAUUCACAAACAUUGGGGAACUCACAGCAGAUAUUUAAAGGAGACGGAGAAUUGGCAGGAACUGGGCAGCAAUCAUUAUGUACAGAGAGUAAUAUAGUCAUCAAACAAGAGGACAACAUUUAUGCCUUUUCUAGUGAAAUGAUUAUCCCAGAGGAUAAACCACACACAUUUACUGAGUUUUCAAAACAUUUGAAAGAAGGGGAAAGUCUUAAGUCUUGCCAAAUUAUUCAUACAAAUAGGAAACCAUUCAAAUGUACAGAAUGUGAGAAAAGCUUCACAUGUAAUUUGCAUCUCCUUGAACACCACACAGUUGUGAAACCUCACACAUGUACAGAAUGCGGGAGAUGUUUCACAUCUAAAGCAAGCCUUAAGUGUCACAAAAAGACCCACACAGGGGAGAAACUUUUCACAUGUACAGAGUGUGGAAAAUGUUUUACACAAAAGAGUAAUCUGAAAAUUCAUGAAAGGAGUCACACAGGAGAAAAGCCUUUCACAUGUACAGAGUGUGGGAAAAGUUUUACACAAAAGAGUAAACUGAAAACUCAUGAAAUGAGUCACAUAGGAGAAAAGCAUUUCAAAUGUACAGAGUGUGGGAAAAGUUUUACACAUAAGAUUAAUCUGAAAACUCAUGAAAUGAUUCACACAGGAGAAAAGCCUUUCACAUGUACAGAGUGUGGAAAAUGUUUUAAACAAAAGAGGGAUCUGAAAACCCAUGAAAGGAUUCACACAGGAGAAAAGCCUUUCACAUGUACAGAGUGUGGAAAAUGUUUUACAGAAAAAAGUAGUCUGAAACAUCAUACAUGGAGUCACACAGGAGAAAAGCCUUUCACAUGUACAGAGUGUGGAAAAUGUUUUACAAAAAAAAGUGAGCUGAAAACUCAUGAAUGGAUUCACACAGGAGAAAAGCCUUUCACAUGUACAGAGUGUGGAAAAUGUUUUACAAUAAAGAGUAGUCUGAAAACUCAUGAAAGGAUUCACACAGGAGAAAAGCCUUUCACAUGUACAGAGUGCGGAAAAUGUUUUACAGAAAAAAGUACUCUGAAACAUCAUACAUGGAGUCACACAGGAGAAAAGCCUUUCACAUGUACAGCGUGUGGAAAAUGUUUUACAUUAAAGAGUAAUCUGAAUAUUCACAAAAGGAGUCACACAGGAGAAAAGCCUUUCACAUGUACAGCGUGUGGAAAAUGUUUUACACAAAAGAGUAAUCUGAAAGAGCAUGAAAGGAUUCACACAGGAGAAAAGCCUUUCACAUGUACAGAGUGUGGGAAAAGUUUUACAGUAAAGUGUCAUCUGAAAACUCAUGAAAUGAUUCACACAGGAGAAAAGCCUUUCACAUGUACAGCGUGUGGAAAAAGUUUUACACAAAUAAAUAAUCUGAAAACUCAUGAAAGGAUUCACACAGGAGAGAAGCCUUUCACAUGCACAGAGUGUGGGGAAAGUUUUACGUACAUUAGUGAGCUGAAAACUCAUGAAAGGAUUCACACAGGAGAAAAGCCUUUCACAUGUACAGAGUGUGGGAAAAGUUUUACGUACAUUAGUGUGCUGAAAACUCAUGAAAGGAUUCACACAGGAGAAAAACCUUUCAAAUGUACAGAGUGUGGGAAAAGUUUUACACGAAUAAAUCAUCUGAAAACUCAUGAAAUGAUUCACACCGGAGAAAAGCCUUUCACAUGUACAGAGUGUGGGAAAAGUUUUACGUACAUUAGUAAGCUGAAAACUCAUGAAAGGAUUCACACAGGAGAAAAACCUUUCAAAUGUACAGAAUGUUGGAAAAGUUUUACACAAAUAAAUAGUCUGAAAACUCAUGAAAUGAUUCACACAGGAGAAAAGCUGAUCACAUGUACAGAGUGUGGAAAAAGUUUUACACAAAUGAGUCAUCUGAAAUCUCAUGAAAGGAUUCACACAGGAGAAAAACGUUUCACAUGUACAGAGUGUGGGAAAAGUUUUACACAAAUAAAUAGUCUGAAAACUCAUGAAAGGAUUCACACAGGAGAAAAGCUGUUCACAUGUACAGAGUGUGGAAAAUGUUUUACACGAAAGAGUCAUCUGAAAAGUCAUGAAAGGAUUCACAAGGCAAGAAACCUUUCACAUGUUUAGAAAGUGGGGAAAAGGUUUUUAUUGAAAUCGGGUAUCACAAAACACCAAAUAUUUACACACAAACUUUAUUUACACAGUGUACAAACCUUUUUACAAUUAUCCUAAUGAGGACAAACUUUCUAAAUUGAAGCAAAGGAAAAUACACUAAGUGCCUACUCAAUAAUGACCUCUAGCUCUGAUAUUUGACACCUAGUUGUCAAUGGUAAGAUAGCAAGUAAUCAGAAAUAUAUCAAAGCUUUCUUGAUAAAGGUCAUUGAGACCGAAACGCGUUGACUAGGUAAGGAUAACUCUGAUACACUUUAUAAUUUGUAUACAGUCUACACUAUUGUAUAUUUUUCCUUUGGCAGAAGGAACACUCAGGACAAAGAUUGAAAUCCGUUUUUUCGUCCUAACACUUCUACACUGAAACCAGGAGCUGUCACAGAUACACAGCUUCGAUGCUGGGAUCUUUAAGACCUAGCUUCACAUAACAUCUCAUGUCCACCCUUGGAUUAUUGCUUACUAUAUUUACGUUUGGGACACUUCAAGUUUAUACACUUCCCCCUUUUUAAAGGCACAAUCUUGUUUGCUGAAAUUCAAGCUUUUUAAAGACACAAAUCUGUUUGCUGUAAUUCAAGAUUUUUAAUACCAACAUUUUUUAUUUUGUCACAACCAAUUGUCUAUUUGAAUUUUGAUUUUACUUUUUAGUAGUGAUUUUAUAGCAUUGAAUAUGAUAAUUGCUUCACUAAUUUAACCCACCGCUAUUUGUUAUUGCUUUUGCUUUUGUUUGUUUAUUUAUUUGGAUUUCUCUUACAAGGU